Penicillium riverlandense is the source of this 1134-nucleotide messenger RNA. RefSeq names its product tRNA maturation protein LHP1. NCBI's taxonomy places the organism in Eukaryota, Fungi, Ascomycota, Eurotiomycetes, Eurotiales, Aspergillaceae. The transcript has 3 exons. Gene Ontology annotation, cellular component: nucleus. The record is from RefSeq and is a predicted model, not a curated record. Gene Ontology annotation, molecular function: mRNA binding. Gene Ontology annotation, biological process: RNA processing. The coding region runs from base 1 to 1134 and encodes 377 amino acids.
AUGGCUGAGGUAGAGAAGACCGCUAAUGCGGAAGCCGAGAAGGACGUCCAGAACGUGCUCGCUGAGCUGCAGGGCGAGGCGGGCGACAAGGCCCCCAAGGAGGACGCGGACGAGGCCCGCAUCGUCGCCGAAGCGGCCAAGCUGGGCGAAAAGUCAGAGCAGGCCCAGGAGAAGUCCGAGUCCGCCAGACCACAGCGCCAGUAUACCGGUGCGCGCGGUGGCCGCGGCGGCAAGCGCAACAAUGCCAAGUUUGACCCCUCGUCGCUGAAGGAGACGGAUGACCCCGUGGAGAUCCGCAAGCAGGUCGAGUUCUACUUCUCCGACUCCAACCUCCCCAUGGACAAGUUCCUCCUGUCCAAGGUGGGCGGGACCGCCAACAACGCCGUGCCCUUGGAGUUGCUCCACUCGUUCAAGCGCAUGCACCGCUUCCAGCCGUUCAGCGCCAUCGUCGAGGCCCUCAAGACGUCCGAGACUCUGGAUCUCGUCGAAAACAACACCGCCGUGAAGCGCAAGCAGCCCCUGCCCGAGUCCGUGACCAACAUGCCCGACCCCAGCGUCGUCAAGGUCUUCGAGGACCAGGCCAUGGCCCGCAGCGUCUACGCCAAGGGCUUCGGAUCGGAGGAUGCCGACACCCAGCUCGAGAUCGAGGCGUUCUUCGCCAAGUACGGACCCGUCAACGCUAUCCGUCUGCGCCGGACCGCGGACAAGUCAUUCAAGGGCAGCGUCUUUGUUGAAUUUGCCUCGGAGGACAAGCAGAAGGAGUUCCUGGCUCUGGACCCCAAGCCGCAGUGGAAGGGUCAGGACCUGCUCAUCAAGAGCAAGAAGGAUUACUGUGACGAGAAGGUGGAAGAGAUCAAGGCCGGCAAGGUCAGGCCCAACUAUAACCGCGGCGGCCGCGGCCGGGGUGGAAACCGUGGUGGUCGCGGUGGACGCGGUGGCGACCGCAAUCGGGAGCGCGACUGGCGGGAGCGCCGCGAUGAGGACCAGAAGAAUGGCUUCCAGGACCGCAAGGCUGAGAAAGAUUCUCGUGGUGUUCCCGUGGUGCAGGCCACCGAGUCGGCAGGCCAGAAGCGAGGCCGUGAGGAGGAUGCAAAUGGUGACCACCCGGCCAAGAAGGUGGAUGCCAAGGAGUAA